AUGAGUGAUCAUGCAGAAGAAAACUGCAAGAAAAGCACCUCUGCCCAGGAAACAUCUGCAGAAGAAAAUGUCUCUCCUGCCAUGGACUGCUCAGUGAGAAAAAAACAAUUGCAACAACUUGAGAAACAAUUGAAAAGCUUAGCCUUUCAAAAUCCAGGACCUCAGGUAGCUGACUUCAAUCCUGAAGCUAGAGAGCAGAAAAAGAAAGCUUGCAUGUCACAGAUAAAGCAAGAGUUUUUAAAUAAGCCCAAGAUUACAAAGAAGUAUGACCAACAUGGCAGGCUUCUUUGUAAUAACAUGGAUUUAUGUGAUUGCCUGGAAAAGAACUGCCUGGGUUGCUUCUACCCUUGCCCCAAAUGCAAUUCAAACAAGUGUGGGACAGAAUGUCGCUGCAAUAGGAAAUGGGUUUAUACUUCAAUUGAGACUGAAGGGGCAAAUAUGAUCAGAGAGUUUCCAUUUUCUCUCUCUGACUGA
This is a messenger RNA of Dryobates pubescens (Downy woodpecker), 474 nucleotides long. RefSeq names its product ADP ribosylation factor like GTPase 14 effector protein like (gene ARL14EPL). The record is from RefSeq and is a predicted model, not a curated record. Gene Ontology annotation, cellular component: intracellular membrane-bounded organelle. The coding region runs from base 1 to 474 and encodes 157 amino acids. The transcript is spliced from 3 exons. Lineage: Eukaryota; Metazoa; Chordata; Aves; Piciformes; Picidae.